AUGGCUUCAAACGGCGCGCACACGGCCUUUACUCCCUCAGAUGUCCUGGCCGCCGUCAUGACCAUGAGGAGCGGCCAGCAAGACGACAAGACAAAGGCCCAUCACUAUCUCGAGAGGUUCCAAAAAUCCCAAGAUUCGUGGGCGACCGUCUUGGGCAUACUCAAAACCGAAAGCGAGCCCGAAGCAACACUCUUCGCCGCCAUCACUCUUCGCGGCAAGUUGACAUACGAUCUCUCGACCCAAGUCUCUCCCGGUGAGCUCCCGGAGCUUCGAAACCAGAUCCUCCUGCUGUUGAAGCACUUCGCAGCUGGCCCGAAACCAAUCAGAACCCAACUCUGUGUGUGUCUGGCCAUCCUGGCCAUACAGAUGAAGGAUUGGGACGACGUGCUUCCAUCAGUCGUCCAGUCGCUCGCCGACAGCCCCGAGAGCCAUGCGUGCAUCCUGGAUUUCCUCCGAGUGCUCCCCGAGGAGGUGACCGAGGGUCGCAAAAUCACCUUGUCUGAAGAUGAUCUCGCCGCCCGCACACAGGCCUUGCUGGGAAGUAACACGAAACAGGUCGUCCACCUCCUCAUCAACUAUGCUCAGUCCUCAGCCGCCGCUUCUCGAAACCCCCAGCUAAUGGAAUGCAUCACAUCCUGGCUGAGGGAGGUCCCGGUUGCCAACGUUAUCAACUCCCCGCUUCUCGACGUCAUCUUUGGCGGCGUCACGAGCGACGAAUGCAGCCAAGAGUCCUCCGAGUGCCUAUGCGUGAUGCUGAGGGAAACGAGCGACGUCGACGAGUGCCAAGACGAGGUCCAGGCGCUGUUCCCCCGUAUCAUCGGUAUCCAGCCCCACAUCCAAAGGGUGGUUGGAGAGGAAGACGCCGACAAGCUCAAGUCGCUGACCAAGGUCUUUGCCACCGCCGCCGAGAGCUGGGUCGUCGGCAUCGCGCGCCAGCCCGCGCUAUUCAAGCCUCUGGUGGAUGCGGUCCUCGAGUGCGCGGCGCGAGACGCGGAUCGAGACGUCAUUGAACAUACCUUUAGCUUCUGGUAUGAGCUCAAGCAGUACCUCGUGCUCGAGAGGUACAUCCAGGGCCGCCUGGAGAUGGUGGACGUCUACUCGAAGCUCGUCGACAUACUCCUCAAGCACCUGGAAUACCCCAAGCCAGAUUCUGGCAACGAAUCCGAACUAUUCGACGGGGACCGUGAGCAGGAGGAAAAGUUCCGCGAGUUUCGCCACCAGAUGGGGGACACGCUCAAGGAUUCCUGCGACAUCAUGGGAGUGACGGACUGCCUGACCAAGGUGCUCAACGCCAUCCAGAUCUGGACGCAAAAGUAUGCCGGCCAGGUAUCGGGCACCAACGUGCCGCAUUGGCAGGAGCUCGAGGCCCCCCUGUUCGCCAUGCGUGCACUCGGACGCAUGGUGGACAAGGAUGAGAACAUCGUGUUGCCUCAGCUGAUGCCGCUCUUGGUGCAAAUCCCCAGCCACGAAAAGCUGCGCUUCGCGACAAUCAUGGUGCUCGGGCGGUACACGGAAUGGACGGCGGCGCACCCGGACUAUCUCGAGCCCCAGUUCAACUACAUUGUCAACUCGUUUCAGUCCGACUCCCGGGAAAUCAUGAGGGCCGCCGCGCUGUCCGUCAAGUUCUUCUGUACCGACUGCAAGCACCUCCUCAGCGGACAAGUCUUGCAGCUGCAGACGUUCUACGACGAGAUCCUCGACAAGCUGCCGGAACUGAGCCGGGAGGAGAUCACCGAGGGCGUCGCCAACGUGGUGGCCGUCCAGCCCGUGGCGGAGACGUACCGGCUCCUCAAGCUCUACUGUGACCCCCUGGUACAAAGGUUGAUGAGCAAGGCCAACAGCGCCACCGACGACGAGGGCAAGCUGGCGCUGGCAGACCACCUUCAACUCGUGACGAUAUUCGUGCAAAACGUAGUGCCGCUCGUCGGGCCGGGAGAGGAGAAUCCUGCGGUCAAGUAUUGGCAAGAGGUGUUUCCCAUCCUGUCCACGGUUCUAGACAACUUCCUAGACUUUAGCCCCAUUUGCGAGAGGAUCUGCCGGUGCUGGCGCAACAUGGUCAUAUCGUACCGUACGGCCAUGUCGCCGCUGCUGCCGGAAAUGGCCAACAAGCUCGCCAGCAGCUUCAACCGGGCGAGGGAGGGCUGCUUCCUCUGGGUCACGUCGGCAAUUCUGCGUGAGUUUUCCGAGGAUCGCGAGCACGUGGACCAGGCGACGACGGAAAACAUUUACACAUUUUUCGAGGCCCAGACAACGACGUUUCUGCGCGUCAUGACGGAGCUGCAACCGCAGGAACUGCCCGACGUCAUCGACGACUUCUUCCGGCUCCUGAUUGACGCGCUGCUGUACUACCCGCAGAGGCUCGUGCCGUCGCACCUGCUGGUGCCCAUCUUCGAGGCGUCCAUCUACGCGCUCACACUGGAGCAGCGCGACCCCCUCUCGUCGACGUUGCACUUUUUGCGAGAUUUGUUGUCGUACGGCGGCAACAAUCCGGCCACCAGCGAGGGCCUGCCAGACGAAGCGGCCGCCAACAUACGGGGCAUCGUGAAGAACCUGCUGAUGAGCCACGGCGUGAGCCUGGUGAAGCAGGUCAUGGCCGGCAUGAUGAUUACGUUUCCGCGAGACUGCUUUGCGGACGGCAGCGGGGUUCUCCUGGCGCUGUUCGAGCUGCUCCCGGCCGAGACAACGGAAUGGGUGUCGCAGACGAUACAGCUCCUCCCCCAGGGAACGGUGUCGGCCGCCGAGGCGCAGCGGCUGAUCUCCAAGAUCAAGGAGAAGCUGCAGUCGGGCGAUGCGGGAGGCAUGCGGCACGUGCGAGGGCUGCUGCAGGACUUUACCAACACGUACCGCCGCAGGAACGUGGCGCCGCGAGACGGACUUGGCCAGCUCGAGGCGACGCGAUUCCAGUUUUCGGGCUGA
Messenger RNA from Hirsutella rhossiliensis, 2916 nucleotides. Its product is annotated as exportin 1-like protein. The transcript is spliced from 6 exons. The coding region runs from base 1 to 2916 and encodes 971 amino acids. The record is from RefSeq and is a predicted model, not a curated record. Gene Ontology annotation, biological process: protein import into nucleus. Gene Ontology annotation, molecular function: small GTPase binding. Lineage: Eukaryota; Fungi; Ascomycota; Sordariomycetes; Hypocreales; Ophiocordycipitaceae. Gene Ontology annotation, cellular component: cytoplasm; nuclear membrane.